Molecule: messenger RNA, 267 nt
Organism: Aspergillus luchuensis
Lineage: Eukaryota; Fungi; Ascomycota; Eurotiomycetes; Eurotiales; Aspergillaceae
Exons: 2
Coding region: 1-267 (88 amino acids)
Source: RefSeq, a predicted model, not a curated record
AUGAACGUCAGCGGUCAGUCGGACCCGUGGAGCAGGGUUACUGAGCAGACGGCCAUCUCCUUGAACUCCGGCCGCAGUGGCGGGAGCGACGGAGGAGCCGACGAAAUUCCUCCUCUUGGGCAUCUGGUCGUCAUGCGGUUCCGUCUACUCGUCACAGACCACCACGGGUUGCGCUGUCCUCUACUGGUUAUGAAUGUUCUAUGGAAGCUGACGAAAUCAGUGGUCUUUGGUCUUAUUGUUGAGAGGGUUCUAUUAGGUUGGAAAUAG